AUGUUUCACACAUUCAACUUCGAAGCUCCUCUACUUACGAGUGGCAUUGCCCUCGGAGCUCCAUUGACACAGAAAUCAGCUCGCAGAGUCAAUCGUUCGUGCGUUGAAUGCACAAGACGAAAAAUCAAAUGUGAUAGAGGGCAUCCUUGUGCUAAUUGUCGCGCCAACAAGUUAGCGCCCACCUGUGCAUAUCGAAUUCGCUCCCGUCGACAUGCUGUGUCCGUGAACGACCUUCAAGAAGUCUCAUCUGGUCUCGAAGCACAUAGGGAGUUGCUUUCAAAACUCUUCCCUUCAUUCGAUAUCGAUGAUCUGAGAACCAAGACAAGAGACCAGCUUCUCCAAAUCCUGGCCAGAAACGCUGGAGAUGAUGACCAUUUGGGCUCGGAGUCCGAGAUUGAUGACUCUGGCCCAGUCUCUGAAAAUGGAGAGGAGCCUGAUAGGCACUGGGAUGAGCUACAGCCUGGAGCGGAUGAAGCUAUGAAAUCAAGUGACGACAUUAACGCUGUCUCGCUGGCGUACGAUCAACAUCGAAGGUCUUAUCUUGGGUCUGCUUCAAUCAGCGCUAUCCUCCGCACUAUCUUCAGACUUUGUCCUGCUGCAAAAUCUCACGUUGCUGCGAGUGCUAGAAAUUGGCUCAAGCCCCUCUCAGGGUUGCAAGCGGGACAGCACGUGGAGCCUACCAAAGCGGACGAUGAGCGUUGCAUCAAUGCAUAUUUCGAAUGCAGUCACAGUGUGGCCCCUAUGCUAAAUGAGGUUGAAUUCAUAUCUACAUGGCAGGCUGGAAAUCGGCAAGAUGCCUCGUGGCUAGGGCUGCUCAAUAUGGUCUGCACAAUGGGAUCUAUUGCAGCUGGAGAUGAGCACUUACACAAGCUCUAUUAUCGGCGCGCACAGGCCCAUUUAACCCUGGAAACGUUCGGCUCUGGCAAUCUGGAGAGUGUCCAAGCCCUAUGUGUCUUGGCUGGUUGUUACCUCCAAUAUCAAAACUCGCCUAAUAUGGCCACUGCUAUCUUGGGUGCUGCCUACCGCAUGGCAUUGGCCCUGGGUCUGCAUAGAGAGUCUAGGAAAAGCAAUCCUCACAUCACAUCACCUAAUUAUUCUAGCUCUACCGCACUCAUGCCCACAGUGUCAAGAGUGGAGAUGCGACGCCGAACAUGGUGGUGCCUUUUCUGCUUCGACGUCUGGACUUCUAUGACUAUGGGCCGGCCUACAUCCGGACGAUGGGAUCCAUCUACAAUGGACAUCCACUUACCAAACUCUCUGGACUGCGCCAAUCACGCUGCUCAGUCCUUGUAUUCAAGCGCGAGAUUUUGCCUCAUAGCAAAUCGCAUUCAGGACAGGUUUGCACAGAUUGGACGCACAACUUUCGGAGAGGUACUCGCAUUCGACAAGGAGCUUCAAGACUGGCAUUCCAGCUUACCCGAGGCGCUCAAGGCACCAAGCCAGUGCCCUGAUCGGCUCCUAAUCGCUCGGGAUUUCAUGCACAAUCGGUACCUGAACCUCCGUCUAAUCCUGUAUCGGCCGACGCAACUCCGCCGCCUCAACCCGCGAGCAUCGAUCCACGAAAUAAGUCAGCAAGAGCUUUGCGUCCAGGCCACAUGUCAUGAAAUAGCCGUGGAAGCAGUCGAGUCAAUAACAAAGACUUGGACACCAAACCGCAUUCACGUGUGGAACGCCUCGUGGUAUUUGUUCCAGGCUGCAAUGGUUCCAUUGCUUACUCUGGCACAAAAGUCUGGCGAGCAGGGACUAGCACUAGAGUGCGACCUUUCUGCUUCGAAAGAUAUCCUGAGGAAAGUCCUGGAUCUGCUAAGCCAGAUGGCGCCGUGGAUGAGGUCUGCUGACCGUUCCCGCCACAUUAUCGUCUCUAUCUUCGACGCGCUUUCAAGUGCGGAAGCCUGCCGGACACCGUCGGUAUCAGAUGGAGAUCACAAUUUCUUUGGCUGGUACGAUGAUCAAGUUACGUUUGGAGAUGAGAUCGAUUGGAGUGCUUUCCUGGUCGACGAUGAGACCUUGAAUCAUGGAAGUUGGGGUACUUAUUAA
Exophiala aquamarina CBS 119918 is the source of this 2037-nucleotide messenger RNA. RefSeq lists its product as uncharacterized. Bases 1 to 2037 code for a protein of 678 amino acids. Gene Ontology annotation, biological process: positive regulation of transcription from RNA polymerase II promoter by galactose; DNA-templated transcription. The record is from RefSeq and is a predicted model, not a curated record. Lineage: Eukaryota; Fungi; Ascomycota; Eurotiomycetes; Chaetothyriales; Herpotrichiellaceae. Gene Ontology annotation, molecular function: DNA-binding transcription factor activity, RNA polymerase II-specific; zinc ion binding; RNA polymerase II cis-regulatory region sequence-specific DNA binding. The transcript has a single exon. Gene Ontology annotation, cellular component: nucleus.